AUGGUCUUACCAUCGAUCUUCCGGUCACUCACGACUCCCGCAACAACAAAACCCAACUCGAUCGUCGGUAUUGGCGGCCAUCUCGGCGAACACAUCAUUUCCGGUAGCGGGGCUGGGACAAUGGCAAGCCUCUGUGAAGCAGCAGUAGUUGAAGUCGUUCCAAUGGUUGCGGUGGCUAGGGACCCUUACUCCGAAUUGGUCUCCAAUAGAUCUCUCAGACAGGAGGAUAGGGCAUGGCUGUUGGCUUCGGUGGUUCACAGUCUCAAUAGUGGCGGUGCAUUGCCAAAAAUGAAGAAGGAUAUGAAUGAUGGCGGUUGGAGCGAGGUGGGGUGA
Messenger RNA from Lactuca saligna, 333 nucleotides. Lineage: Eukaryota; Viridiplantae; Streptophyta; Magnoliopsida; Asterales; Asteraceae. The record is from the annotation of a GenBank genome assembly.